AAGGUUUAUUUAGGGGAAGAUGGGACGGCUUUGUCACGGAAAAGGUGGUGGGGCAGACCCAAUGUCACGCAAGCAACGCUGGAGAGCAAGUUUACGAUGAUGGGACCGAGAUUAGGGACGGGGACGCACGCAGAGGCAGCCAUGAGCCCUCCACGCCGAUCAUCGAGUUCCCAUAGCGACAGGCCCUCUACCGAGACCCUGCAGAGGAACAACAGCAGCAACUCUGGAGUUAUUUUGGACAUCUCUGCUCUUAAGAUGGCUGAAGUGGAUACCGAAGUGCCUCCCCUUCCACCUCGCUACCGCUUCAGAGACCUCCUGCUGGGGGACCAGACAUUUCAGAAUGAUGACAGGGUGCAGGUGGAGUUCUACGUGAAUGAAAACACCUUCAAGGAGAGGCUGAAGCUUUUCUUCAUCAAAAAUCAAAGGUCAAGCUUGAGGAUCCGGCUGUUCAACUUUUCCUUGAAGAUCCUCACCUGUGUCCUCUACAUAGUGAGAGUCAGUCUGGACGACCCCAAGGAGACCAAUGGAAACCCAUGUGCAAUCAUUCGCAACUCCAGCUGGCCAAAUUCAGCAGCAGAGUCACCAGAAAUCAAAUGGAAGUUGAUUUUCUGGGUUACCAGACCUGAUCCAUUGUGGGGAAUACAGGUGACAGUGGCUUUAAUCAGUUUUCUGGAGACCAUGCUGAUCACAUAUCUCAGCUACAAGGGCAACAUUUGGGAGCAGAUAUUCCAAAUAUCCUUCAUAUUGGAGAUGAUCAACUCAGUGCCAUUUAUUAUCACAAUCUUCUGGCCUCCUUUACGAAACAUUUUUGUUCCAGUUUUUCUGAACUGCUGGCUAGCCAAAGGGGCGCUGGAAAACAUGAUUAAUGACUUUCACCGCGCCAUUCAGAGGACGCACUCGGCCAUGUUCAACCAGGUGUUCAUCCUCAUCUGCACUUUACUAUGUCUGGUUUUCACCGGCGCUUGUGGCAUCCAGCACCUGGAGAGAGCUGGGAAAAACCUGACUCUGUUUGACUCCUUUUACUUCUGCAUCGUGACCUUCUCCACCGUGGGCUACGGAGAUGUGACGCCACAGAUUUGGCCUUCGCAGUUGCUGGUGGUCAUCCUCAUCUGUGUGGCCCUGGUGGUGCUCCCGCUGCAGUUUGAAGAGCUUGCAUACCUGUGGAUGGAGAGCCAGAAAUUAGGCGGGAACUACAGUCGCCACCGAGCACAGACGGAGAAGCACGUGGUGCUAUGUGUCAGCUCGUUGAAGAUAGAUCUGCUGAUGGAUUUCCUCAAUGAGUUCUAUGCCCACCCCAGGUUACAGGAUUAUUAUGUGGUGAUUCUUUGCCCAACUGAUAUCGACAUUCAGGUUCGCCGCAUCCUCCAGAUACCUUUAUGGUCCCAGAGGGUCAUCUACCUUCAAGGCUCCGCACUCAAAGACCAGGACCUGAUGAGAGCCAAAAUGGACGAUGCCGAGGCGUGUUUCAUCCUCAGCAGCAGGAACGAGGGUGACCGAACCGCCGCAGAUCAUCAGACUAUUUUGAGGGCUUGGGCAGCAAAGGACUUUGCUCCUAACUGUCCGCUCUAUGUGCAGAUUCUCAAACCCGAAAACAAAUUCCAUGUUAAAUUUGCUGAUCAUGUCGUAUGUGAAGAGGAGUUCAAGUACGCCAUGCUUGCACUGAACUGCGUGUGUCCGGCCAUGUCCACCUUAGUCACGCUCCUCGUUCACACGUCCAGAGGACAGGAAGGGCAGUUGUCACCGGAGCAGUGGCAAAGGAUGUACGGGCGCUGCUCUGGAAAUGAGGUCUACCACAUCCGCUUGUGUGACAGCAAAUUUUUCGGGGAGUAUGAUGGCAAGAGCUUCACUUACGCCUCCUUCCAUGCUCAUAAGAAGUACGGCGUGUGCCUGAUCGGCGUCAAGCGGGAGGACAACAAGAGCAUCCUGUUGAACCCCGGCCCGCGUCACAUCAUGGCCGCUACCGACACCUGCUACUACAUCAACAUCACCAAGGAGGAGAACUCGGCCUUCAUCUUCAAACAGGAGGAGAAGCACAACAAGAGCUUGUCCGUGUCCGGUCUUUACGACGCCCCCUCCAGGCUGCCCGUGCACAGCAUCAUUGCCAGCAUGGGCACCGUAGCGAUCGACCUGCAGAACCCGGAUCCCCCCGAAGAAACCACCAAGCUGACCUUACCGACAGAGAACGGCGCCGGAAGCCGCCGGCCAAGCAUCGCGCCCGUCCUCGAGAUCGCGGACUCCUCGGCCAUUCUGCCGUGCGACCUCCUCAGCGACCAGUCCGAGGACGAGACCAACCAAUCGGACGAGGAGGGCUCCGUCGGGUCCGAUUUUGUGAAGGGCUACCCUCCCAACUCACCCUAUAUCGGUAGCUCUCCAACGCUGUGCCACCUCCUUCCGCAGAAAGCUCCAUUUUGCUGCCUGCGCCUUGACAAGGGCUGUACACACAACAGCUUUGAAGACGCCAAAGCGUACGGGUUCAAGAAUAAGCUGAUUAUCGUGUCUGCUGAGACGGCGGGAAACGGUUUGUACAACUUCAUCGUGCCCCUGCGAGCGUACUACCGACCCCGAAAGGAGCUCAACCCCAUUGUGCUUCUGCUGGACUACCCGCCAGACAACCACUUCUUAGAGGCCAUUUGCUGCUUCCCGAUGGUCUACUUCAUGGCCGGCACCAUCGAUAACUUGGACAACCUGCUGCAGUGUGGAAUCAUCUACGCCGACAACUUGGUGGUCGUGGACAAGGAGAGCACCAUGAGUGCCGAGGAAGACUACAUGGCCGAUGCAAAGACCAUCGUCAAUGUCCAAACUAUGUUCAGACUGUUCCCGAGCCUCAGCAUCAUCACCGAGCUGACCCAUCCGUCCAAUAUGAGGUUCAUGCAGUUCAGAGCCAAGGACUGCUACUCCCUCGCUCUGUCAAAACUGGAGAAGGUGAGCAAGACACAUAGUAACAGGACCACAAAAAGAAAUUCCGACACACUUUAGUAUAAUCUAAUUUUGGCCUUUUCUUUUCCGAUAGAACGAGAUAAGGGCUCCAAUCUGGCAUUCAUGUUCCGGUUGCCAUUUGCAGCAGGAAGAGUGUUCAGUAUCAGCAUGCUGGAUACGCUUUUAUACCAGUCAUUUGUGAAGGACUACAUGAUAGUGAUCGCGAGGCUUCUUCUCGGUCUGGACACGACACCGGGUUCCGGGUAUCUGUGCGUUAUGAAAGUCACAGAGGAGGAUCUGUGGAUCAGAACGUACGGCAGACUCUUCCAAAAACUCUGUUCCUCCAGCGCCGAGAUCCCCAUCGGGAUCUACCGCACCGAGUCGCACAUGUUCUCCACAUCUGAGUCUCAGGUGUCCAUCAACGUGGAGCAGGGCGAGGAGCACCGCGACCGCAAGGAGUCGUGGAAGGAGAAAACGGCGCACCGGAACUCCAGCGCCAGCGAGCAGUCGGAGCACCCGCUGCUGAGGAAGAAGAGCAUGCAGUGGGCGCGGCGCCUGAGCCGGAAGAACACCAACAAGCCCUCCAGCCGGGCCGAGCGCAUCUCGCAGCAGCGCCUCAACCUGUACCGCCGCUCUGAGCGUCAGGAGCUGUCCGAGCUGGUCAAGAACCGCAUGAAGCACCUGGGCCUGCCCACCGUUGGAUACGACGAGAUGAACGACCACCAGAACACGCUGUCCUACGUCCUCAUCAACCCUCCCCCGGACACCAUGCUGGAGCUCAACGACAUCGUGUACAUCAUCCGGUCUGACCCGCUGGCCCACAUGCCCGAGGAGUCCCAAGUGGCUCAGAGUCGGAGCACCCGGAACCAAAUGCACUUUGUCACAGAAACCCAAGAUGAGACGCACCUAUGAGCCCCCCCUCCCUCAAACACACACACAGCAGCCUGGUGUUUUUGCUGUGCAUUUCCAACGGGCCGCCGCUGCGAGAGGACGUGCAUGAAGAGCGCAUCAUCAUCGUCACGUGUCCAUAACACACCUCACAUAGCUAGCUAACGCUGGAGGGGAGCAGCAGCGGUGGGGCAACCGAGGGCUUGUGGGAAAUCUAAUCCGGCCCACCGUGCUAUUCUUAAAAACAAAUAAAACCUCAG
Molecule: messenger RNA, 4064 nt
Organism: Syngnathoides biaculeatus (alligator pipefish)
Lineage: Eukaryota; Metazoa; Chordata; Actinopteri; Syngnathiformes; Syngnathidae
Gene: kcnt1b
Product: potassium sodium-activated channel subfamily T member 1b
Biological process (GO): potassium ion transport
Cellular component (GO): membrane
Molecular function (GO): intracellular sodium-activated potassium channel activity
Source: RefSeq, a predicted model, not a curated record